Molecule: messenger RNA, 2115 nt
Organism: Protobothrops mucrosquamatus (brown spotted pit viper)
Lineage: Eukaryota; Metazoa; Chordata; Lepidosauria; Squamata; Viperidae
Gene: PRKCE
Product: protein kinase C epsilon
Exons: 16
Coding region: 1-2115 (704 amino acids)
Biological process (GO): protein phosphorylation
Molecular function (GO): ATP binding; diacylglycerol-dependent serine/threonine kinase activity
Source: RefSeq, a predicted model, not a curated record
AUGAUUGACAAGGUGGUUUCAGAGGAUCUUGGAAAAAUGGAUUAUCUGGAUUCCUUUCACUUGGGAUUCAGGCCCAGGCAUGGGCUAGAAUUGGUUGCACUUUCUAAUGACCUCUGGCUAAGGGAAGAUGGUGGUUGUGUAUCCAUCUUUGCCCUACUUGACCUCUCUGACAUUUUCAAUACCAUCAACCAUGUUCCUGGAAUUCUUAUUCACUCUAAAGUACGUCAGAACCUACAGAUUGAUUUGGAGCCAGAAGGAAGAGUGUACGUCAUCAUAGAUCUUUCAGGCUCUUCAGGUGAAGCACCCAAAGACAAUGAAGAAAGAGUAUUUAGGGAACGGAUGCGCCCCAGGAAGCGCCAGGGGGCAGUGCGACGCAGGGUCCAUCAGGUUAAUGGGCACAAGUUUAUGGCCACCUAUCUUAGACAACCAACCUAUUGUUCACACUGCCGAGACUUUAUAUGGGGAGUAAUAGGAAAACAAGGGUACCAAUGUCAAGUUUGUACUUGCGUAGUCCACAAGCGAUGCCAUGAGCUUAUAAUAACAAAGUGCGCUGGCUUGAAGAAGCAGGAAGCCCAUGAUGAGGUGGGUUCUCAGCGUUUCAGUGUCAACAUGCCUCAUAAGUUUAGCAUUCACAAUUACAAAGUGCCCACCUUCUGUGACCACUGUGGUUCAUUGCUUUGGGGUCUUCUGAGACAAGGUUUACAAUGCAAAGUUUGCAAGAUGAAUGUACAUAGACGCUGUGAAACAAACGUAGCACCCAACUGUGGAGUAGAUGCUAGAGGAAUAGCUAAAGUACUUGCGGAUCUUGGCGUUACUCCAGAUAAGAUCACUAAUAGCGGACAAAGGAGGAAGAAGCUUGUUCCAGGUGCAGAAUCUCAACCGCCAGUUCCUGGAUCCUCACCAGGAGAAGAUGACAGAUCAAAGUCAGCACCAACUUCCCCAUGUGAUCAAGAAAUCAAAGAGCUUGAAAAUAACAUUAGGAAAGCAUUAUCAUUUGACAAUCGGGGAGAAGAACAUAGGGGAGCAGCAACCAGCUCAACUGACAGCCAACUUAACAUAUCUGGGGAGAAUGGGGAAAAUGGAGAAGUCAAAGCUCAGACAAAGCGAAUGGGCCUGGAGGAAUUUAACUUCAUUAAAGUAUUAGGAAAAGGCAGCUUUGGAAAGGUCAUGCUGGCGGAACUCAAAGGUAAAGAUGAAGUAUAUGCUGUAAAAGUCUUAAAGAAAGAUGUCAUUCUUCAAGAUGAUGAUGUGGACUGUACAAUGACAGAAAAGCGGAUUCUGGCAUUAGCACGAAAGCAUCCUUAUUUAACACAGCUCUAUUGCUGCUUCCAGACCAAGGACCGCCUAUUUUUCGUCAUGGAAUAUGUCAACGGAGGAGACCUAAUGUUUCAGAUUCAACGUUCACGCAAAUUUGACGAGCCUCGCUCCCGCUUCUAUGCAGCAGAAGUCACAUCGGCACUCAUGUUUUUACAUCAACAUGGCGUCAUCUACAGGGACCUGAAACUGGACAAUAUUCUUUUGGAUGCAGAAGGUCAUUGCAAACUGGCUGACUUUGGAAUGUGCAAGGAAGGAAUCUUGAAUGGAGUAACGACUACUACCUUUUGUGGAACACCAGACUACAUAGCUCCAGAGAUCCUCCAGGAAUUAGAAUAUGGUCCUUCCGUAGACUGGUGGGCACUGGGGGUACUCAUGUAUGAAAUGAUGGCCGGACAGCCUCCCUUUGAAGCUGAUAAUGAAGAUGACCUCUUUGAGUCUAUCCUCCACGAUGAUGUGCUAUAUCCAGUAUGGCUUAGCAAAGAAGCUGUCAGCAUUUUGAAAGCUUUCAUGACAAAAAACCCAAACAAACGUCUGGGCUGUGUGGCAUCUCAGAACGGUGAAGAUGCCAUUAAACAGCAUCCAUUCUUCAAAGAAAUUGACUGGGUUCUUCUAGAACAAAGGAAAAUUAAGCCACCUUUCAAACCUCGGAUUAAAACCAAAAGGGAUGUAAAUAACUUUGAUCAAGACUUUACACGAGAAGACCCAAUAUUAACAGCGGUGGAUGAGACAAUUAUAAAGCAAAUCAACCAAGAAGAAUUUAAAGGCUUCUCAUAUUUUGGAGAAGAGCUGCUGCCAUAA